AUGAUAAAAUAUAUCAAAAUAUCACCAAUAAUUAUUUGUCUAUUGUUUUUAUUCUUACUAUAUAUAAGAAUAAUUGAUUCUAAAAAGGGUUCCAAAAACAUACAUGGCCCUACUGGAAAUAAAACACUACUUUUUUGCUACUCAUGUCAACAUUCUAAUAGCGAUGUUUAUGACCCUGAUAGUAAAGAUGAUUGGUGCUCAAAUGAAAAUCUCUUAAAAUUAGAUGACUCAGAUACAAUCAAACCUUGUGCCCCAUGGGAAUCAUUUUGUAUGACGACAGUUACUACAAUGUUGAAUUCAUUUUCAUCGAUCACCAGAAAUUGUGCUGAAAGAUGUAUGGAUUAUUGCGAAAGCGUUAGUUACGGCACAGAUAUGGUUACAUGUGGGGAUUGUUGCACUGUAAAUAAAUUGGUUGUAAAGGUUUUUAUUUAA
This is a messenger RNA of Strongyloides ratti, 432 nucleotides long. RefSeq lists its product as hypothetical. NCBI's taxonomy places the organism in Eukaryota, Metazoa, Nematoda, Chromadorea, Rhabditida, Strongyloididae. The transcript is spliced from 4 exons. The record is from RefSeq and is a predicted model, not a curated record. The coding region runs from base 1 to 432 and encodes 143 amino acids.